Messenger RNA from Fusarium venenatum, 573 nucleotides. The record is from RefSeq and is a predicted model, not a curated record. NCBI's taxonomy places the organism in Eukaryota, Fungi, Ascomycota, Sordariomycetes, Hypocreales, Nectriaceae.
AUGCAAAUAGACGUGGUAGAAGAUGCCUAUGAUGGCUACUGUCCUGACGCAGAUAUAAACGACUUUGGAAGAAUUGAUUUCCCUCAAUCCCACUUCGUUGACACUCAUGGCGCCAUAGCAAAUGGAUGGCCGGCGAAAGGCGGUUAUUACAGCCUCAAAUGCUCGCUAGCAGAACUCGAUUACCUCGGUCUCGAUCGCUACAAUCCCACGAAUAGAUCAGAGAACGUCGAAGAGGAAGAGGCUUGGUGCGCUAGACUACGUCAGUUGCGCGCCAAAUACUAUCGCAGUAUCUGUGAUGAUAUUCCAGAGGGACCGUAUGGCAUAGAGAAACCGAAGGUAUAUGUUGGCUGGCCUGUCGAUGGAGGUGUGUGGGCUCUGCAGGCUACAAAAUUUAACGCAAGCGUUCGCGGACUAGGCAGGAUUGAUAACGCUUUUACAAUGGAGGAGCGCUGGCAAAAGAUCAAAGAGUAUGGUGGAACGUUUUAUGCUAAGCCGAAAGAUUGUCCUUAUCUUGAUCUAGAUGGCUCCAAGGACCCUGUGAUCAAGAAACCAGAUUGGGGGCAUCUAUGUUAG